AUGAAGCGGACAAUUAUUCAAGUGACUCCUCCAUCUAAACUGGCCUUGGAGCAACGGGAAAUAUUGGGCACUUCAUCAGGCGACUUCAGGUGUAUUUCUAGAGAUUGUCCAGGGGCUGGCAACAAGAAUAGAGAGCCAUCCACAGCCAUAAGACGCAGAACCUCUUCUGGCAAAACGGUCCUGCCUCACCCAGAGGUGGCCGAGAAGGCCGUUGGAGGACCACAAAGCUGCAAGCGGCUUUCCUGGGGCCUGCAGGGAAUAGCUGGAGGACGCUUGGAAGGGCACCCACAUUGGGUCUCACAGGAGUCUGCACCUGCAGGUCACGCUGGCAUUAGCCCCUCAUCCUCAGCAGUUCAUCUCAUCCCGGCGAAGACAGCUGGCUGGCCUCAGAGGGUCUCAUCCGCUGAGCAAUACCUCCUCCCGAUUCAGCACAUCCCUGGUGCCGACUUUUUGCAUGUGUUCACUUUGAGGAUGCAUUGUGGGCCUGCAAGAAAUGUAAAGCUGUUUGAGGCUUUAUUAAAUUCAAAUUCGAGCUGUUAA
This is a messenger RNA of Cercocebus atys (sooty mangabey), 540 nucleotides long. RefSeq lists its product as uncharacterized. The record is from RefSeq and is a predicted model, not a curated record. NCBI's taxonomy places the organism in Eukaryota, Metazoa, Chordata, Mammalia, Primates, Cercopithecidae.